Messenger RNA from Homarus americanus (American lobster), 531 nucleotides. Its product is annotated as kinesin-like protein unc-104. The annotation marks the transcript as partial. Lineage: Eukaryota; Metazoa; Arthropoda; Malacostraca; Decapoda; Nephropidae. The transcript has 5 exons. The record is from RefSeq and is a predicted model, not a curated record.
CGUUUUAUCAACCACCAUCCUUUGCAGGAGGUGGCUAGUCAAGCAGUCAAGGCUGGAUGUGAUGCUCGAGCUGUGUUGACGCUGUACUCCUCCAGGGACAUGCCUGCUACAGACUCUGAUAAUAUGAGUGAGGCAGAAAGAGCCACUCUCAAAUUUGCCCGAUUCAUGCAAGAUGUACAGAGUGCAGACCGAUGCCACUCUUUUGUCCCAGAGGUUGAGGAAAUACGUAUAUCACCAGUUGUCAGCCGAAAGGGCUACCUCAAUGUUCUGGAUGACCGAACCAACACUUGGAUAAAGAGAUGGGUGGUUGUACGACGACCAUAUGUAUUUAUCUUCCGAGAUGAGCGGGACUCUGUAGAACGAGGACUCAUUAAUUUGGCCACUGCCCAAAUUGAAUACUCUGAGGACCAACAGGCCAUGGUGCGGGUACCUAAUUCAUUCAGUGUGGUGACCAAACAGCGAGGUUUCCUAUUGCAGACCCUGGGAAACAAGGAAGUGCAUGAUUGGUUAUAUGCCAUCAACCCACUUUAA